This is a messenger RNA of Prosopis cineraria, 6354 nucleotides long. Its product is annotated as 1-phosphatidylinositol-3-phosphate 5-kinase FAB1B-like. Gene Ontology annotation, biological process: phosphatidylinositol phosphate biosynthetic process. The record is from RefSeq and is a predicted model, not a curated record. Bases 887 to 6349 code for a protein of 1820 amino acids. The transcript has 12 exons. Gene Ontology annotation, molecular function: ATP binding; 1-phosphatidylinositol-3-phosphate 5-kinase activity; metal ion binding. NCBI's taxonomy places the organism in Eukaryota, Viridiplantae, Streptophyta, Magnoliopsida, Fabales, Fabaceae. Gene Ontology annotation, cellular component: endosome membrane.
UCGGAAAAAAUAAAAUUGCUAUACAAUUACUUGGAGGCGUUGCAAUUUAUUCACAGAAUUACCAAUGUCAUCCUUCGUCAUUGAAUUUGAUUGAUAUUCUUCUAUAUAUGAAUAUUUUGGAUGAACCACGUCGGAAGUGGAAGUUUCAUGAACAAUCGCGAUCCAGAAUUGAAGCUUUCUUGAUUAUUAAGAUAGAAAAAGGAUAGGAUCGUUUCUUGGUCCGUGUUUGUUUCCCAAGACUAUAUCUGAAUAACCUCUCUCCGUCUUUAAGUUUUCCGUGCAGAGGAGUCCGUUAACUCUGAGGCGCAAUCGUAUUCUUUGUGCCUUAAUUUGACCGAGAAAAAAAAAAAAACUGUUGUACGUGAUUUCAGCGGGAAUUUUAAUCAGAAUUUCAUGCGAUCCUGCUUCAAUUUCGUUUUUGAUCACCAGCAGUUUGUCUGAUUGGUUCAUUAGGUUGUUUAAAACUAUAAUUCAAUCUGGUUCAUCUCCACGCCUUCUGAAUAUUUGAAAUGAGAAGUUAACGGUUAUGCGUGGAGUGAUUGAAGACGACGGAUGAAUAUGACCAUUUCAAUUAGCAUUGUCUGAGAAGCGUGUUUGAGUCUUCUAUGUGAUGGUAGAGAGAGAUCUUCUCUGCUAUGAGCUUUUGUUUCUAUUGAAUUCGGUCACUUUUAUGAGUUUAAUUUGACGUGGGUUUAGGCGGUAAUCCUUGUGUAAUUGUGCAGAUGGAUUUGUGACAGUGGAAUUGGUUAAAUUCUGAAAUGGAUAACCUUGAACUUCCUCAAACAAGGUUGUGGAUCCUUUGUUGAUGUAGACCGCGAAGAUCGUUGCCUAUCAGGAGUGCCAGAUGAACCUGUCACAAUGAACGGGGAAGAAGUUGUAUUUGUCAAUGGUUGCUCGACGGAGGACAUUCUCUGAAGUUGUGAGCAUCGUCAAGUCAUGGAUUCCUUGGCCACCUCAAUCUGAGUCGACAAAUGUGUCCAGGGUUUUUUGGAUGGCCAAAAACAGUUGUACAGUAUGCUAUGGGUGUGAUUCCCUAUUCAACUUAACUAAUCGCAGGCACCAUUGUCGUCAUUGUGGCAAAAUUUUUUGUGCCAGCUGUACCUCAAACUUAGCUCCUGCUCUAUCUAGCGACCAAAGGAACUUGUCGGAUGAGAGGGACAAGGUUCGGGUAUGCAAUUUUUGCUACAAGCAAUGGAAGCAGGGCUUAGCUAGUUGUAAUAGUAAUAAUCAGGUCCUCAGUUUGGAUCAUAGUUCUUCAGCAUCAACUUCAAGCUUUAUCAGUACCAAAUCUGUUGUCACCGCUAAUAGUAGUAACAAUAUUGUUUGCUCCCUUCCCGUUUCGGUUGGUUGUUAUCAACAAGGGCAACAAUCUGGUGUGAGCCUACAUCGAUCAUCUAUGAAAUUAGAAAGUCUUGAUAGGGAAAUUUUAUCAGCACUUAGGAGGGAUCUUGUGGCAAGCCUUGGGAAUUCAUCAUUAAAGCAAUACGAAUACUCAAUGAAAGGGAGCGGUGAUGAAGAGGAUGAUUACAGUGUGUAUCAGUCAGCUUCUGAAAUGAGGCAUUAUUCAGGAGUCGGUGGCUACUAUGGUCAAGCUGAUUUUGAUGGAAUUAACGACAUUGAUGGAUCACAAGUGCAUCCUGAUGAAGAUAACAUCAAUACAGGAGUUCUAUGCAACUCUUUUGAGCACCAAUACUUUGACAUGAGGGGUUUGGAUGAAAUCCCGGCUAUCAUAAAAAAUGAAGAUGAGCCUGAUAUGUUUGAUGAAAACGAAGCACCUUCUUCUUUAUAUGUUUCAGCAGAUAUUGAUGCUGAACCCUUAGAUUUUGAAAAUAAUGGACUUCUCUGGCUCCCUCCUGAACCGGAAGACGAAGAAUAUGAACGAGAAGACAUGUUAUUUGACAAUGAAGAUGAUUAUUAUGGGAAUGACAUAGGAGAGUGGGGGUAUGCUCACUCACCAAGCAGCUUCGAAAGUGGAGAGGACCCGAAUAGAGAUUCGUCAUGUGAGGAACAGAGAAUGGGCACAAGCAAUGUAGUUGAUGAACAUUUUAGGGCCCUGGUAGCACAGCUGUUACUAGUUGAAAACCUACCAGUUGAAGAAAAUGAUAACAACAGUUGGUUUGAAAUCAUCACUUCUCUAUCAUGGGAGGCUGCUAGGUUAUUGAAACCAGAUACAAGCCAAAGUGGUGGGAUGGACCCGGGUGGAUAUGUGAAGGUCAAAUGCAUAGCAUGCGGGAGCCGCAGCGAGAGUGUGGUUGUUAAAGGAGUUGUCUGUAAGAAAAAUGUGGCUCAUCGGCGAAUGAGAUCAAAAGUAGAUAGACCUCGCUUGUUGAUCCUUGGAGGGGCGCUUGAGUAUCAGCGUGUUACCAAUCUCUUGACUAGUGUAGAUACCCUAUUGCAGCAGGAAAUGGAGCAUUUGAAGAUGGCGGUGGCAAAAAUAGCUACACAACAACCUGAUAUCCUUUUGGUGGAGAAAUCAGUUUCUCGAUACGCACAGGAAUAUCUUCUUGCACAAGGCAUAUCAUUGGUUCUCAAUGUCAAAAUGUCAUUUCUGGAGCGCAUAGCACGCUGUACGGAAACUCAGAUAGCACCUUCAGUUGAUCAUCUAUCAUCGCUGAAGUUGGGCAGCUGUGAAACAUUUCGUGUGGAAAAGUUUAUUGAAGACCUAGGUAGUGCUGGUCAUGAAGGGAAAAAAUCUGCAAAGACGUUAAUGUUUUUUGAAGGCUGUCCUAAGCCGUUGGGUUUCACGAUUUUACUUCGAGGUGCUGACAAGGAUGAACUGAAGAAGGUAAAGCAUGUGGUACAGUAUGGAGUUUUCGCAGCUUACCAUUUGGCCAUGGAGACAUCUUUUCUUGCUGAUGAAGGAGCCUCACAAACAGAGUGUCCUUUGAAUGGUCCAAUACCUGUGCCCAUUCCAGAGAAAUCACCGGUCAUUGAGAGGUCCAUCUCAACAGUGCCUGGUUAUCCCAUUCCUGGCAGCGAAAAGUCUCUGGGACCUGAACUUGGCACUGAACUACAGAGAGCCAAAAGCAUCUCAAUUGCUGAGCUUGCCUCACUUAUUGGCGGUAAAGAGACCUCCUUGUCUUAUGCUCCUUAUUCAUCUAUGCCACCAGGUUCAAGUUACAGCAACUCAACUACCUUUUACCCCUCUUCUUUUCCUUCAUCAACUUCAAUGUCCUAUUAUGAGAAGCCUCUUACAAGUGAAGAUAUAAAUAAAAUGGAAUCUAAAAUAUCUCUCAUGUCGGGAACUUCUGUAAUGAACUGUUCUCUUGAAAUUAUGGAUAAUCAUCCUUCUCCUUCUGUAAAUGAAUAUUGGACUUCAGAUAAAUUUGCUCAUCACAUCCAGACAGACACACCUCAGAACAGUCUCAGCCAAAUGUCCACGACACUGAGUGCUUUGAAGCUGUCGCCUUUAGAAGUUGGUCAAAGCCAUUCCAAAGAGACAGAAGCAGUGAAUGAAGAGCAAUUACUUGCUGAAGAAGUGUUUCCGCCAUCACCUACUGAUCAUCAAAGUAUUUUAGUGUCCAUGUCCUCCCGAUGCGUAUGGAAGGGAACCGUGUGUGAGAGGCCCCAUAUUUUUCGUAUUGCAUACUAUGGAACCUUUGACAAACCCUUGGGUCGGUUUUUGCGGGACUGUUUACUUGAUCAGAGUUAUCAGUGCAACUUCUGUGAAAUGCCAUCAGAAGCACAUGUGCAUUGCUAUACUCAUCGGCAGGGAACCAUCACCAUAUCAGUUAAAAAACUGCCCGAAAUUUUCCUACAUGGGGAAAAGGAUGGAAAGAUCUGGAUGUGGCACAGAUGCCUGAAGUGUCCAAGAAUGAAUGGUUUUCCUCCCGCUACAAAUAGAAUAAUAAUGUCUGAUGCUGCUUGGGGAUUAUCAUUUGGGAAAUUUUUGGAACUCAGUUUCUCGAACCAUGCUGCAGCAAGCAGAGUGGCAGGCUGCGGUCACUCUUUACAUAGGGAUUGUCUUCGUUUUUAUGGAUUUGGGCAUAUGGUUGCUUGUUUUCGGUAUGUAUCAAUCGAAAUUCACUCGGUCUACCUUCCCCCAUACAAACUCAAGUUUGAUGAUGAAAAUCAAGAAUGGAUACAAAAGGAGUCAGAUGAGGUGGUUAACCGAGCGGAGCUUUUAUUUUCAGAGGUACAGAGUGCUCUUAGUCAGAUUGAAGACAAAAGAACUAGCUCAAUGCCAGUUAGUAGUGGACUUGUAACACCUGAAUCUGGGAGCCAAGUUGCGGAACUAGAGGCCAUGUUACGAAGGGAGAAAGAUGAAUUUGAGGAAGCACUUCAUAAGAUUUUAAACCAGGAAAAGAGAAAGGGCCGGCCUGGGGUUGACAUUCUGGAAAUUAAUCGGUCGCGGAGGCAGUUAUUUUUCCAAUCAUAUAUGUGGGACCACCGCCUUAUCCAUGUUGCCAGCUCAGCUAAUUUUACAAACGAGAGUGAUUUAAGCGGUUCAAUUUCAGAUGACAAGACGAGAACCACGGAUGAAAAAUUGAAAAGUGGGAUGUCCAUGCCAGGUUUCAGGAGUAGUGAUUGCAUUCUUAUGGAUCCGAAGCUUCUCGAAAGCCCUUAUCUGGUCAGAGGAGGACAUGGUAGCAAAAUUUCCCAAGGUGAUGAUAUAUUUGAUCAAGAAAUUGACUGGGACAAAGACACAGAACAUGAGAAAGAGGAUGAACCUGACUCUUCAAAUCUUGGGUUAGGCAUUCGCAGAUCUCUUUCUGAGGGGCAUUAUCAAUCCAUGUCUUACUGUUUGUCUGAUACCCUUGAUGCAAAAUGGACAGGUGAGGAUUCAGGGUUUGAAAUCCUAAAGGAUAACAAUUCUGUAAAUCUUGAUGAGUUUAUGGCAGAUUUGAGCACCGCUAUACAAAGAGACAUGUCAAAUCAAGGGAAUCAUGCAGAAGACAAGAAUGUUGUCAAGAAUAUGCCGAAAGGACAUGAUACUAUGGAAGACUCUUUAAGCUGGCUAGGAAUGCCGUUCAUAAACUUCUAUCGCUCAUUUAACAAGAACUCUCUAGCCAGUUCCCAGAAGUUUGAUACACUAGCAGACUACAAUCCUGUGUAUGUAUCUUCCUUAUCUUCCUUUCGGGAGAUGGAACUACAAGGCGAAGCAAGGCUGCUUCUUCCGAUUGGAGUUAAUGAGACUGUAAUACCACUGUUUGAUGAUGAGCCCUCGAGUAUCAUAUCGUAUGCACUAAUGUCACCAGAAUAUCAUGCACAGCUGAUUGAUGAAGGAGAAAGAACAAAAGAUGGAGUUGAAACAAUGCCUUCAUUGUAUUUGUCUGACUCGGGAAAUUUCCAGUCGUUCCUUUCUGCUAAUGAAACAACUUCUGAUUCUCAGAUAAGUUUUUUCUCAACAGAUGAUACGUUACCAUCCUUUUCUGCCUCACGUAGCACAUGGGUAGGAGAUCCACUGGUAUGUACAAAGGCCAUGCAUCCCAGAGUUUCCUUUGGAGAUGAUGGUCUCCAUAGUAAGGUCAAAUAUUCUGUGACUGUUUACUAUGCCAAGCUGUUUGAAGCCUUAAGAAGGACCUCUUGUCCUUCCGAACUUGACUAUGUACGGUCCUUGAGUCGCUGUAGAAAAUGGGGAGCUCAAGGUGGCAAGAGUAACGUAUUCUUUGCAAAAACCUUGGACGAUCGAUUUAUCAUCAAACAAGUCACCAAAACAGAGCUUGAAUCCUUUAUUAAAUUUGGUCCUGAUUACUUCAAGUACCUUUCUGAUUCAAUAUACCAGGUGGGAGGUCCAACAUGCUUGGCAAAGAUUCUAGGAAUAUACCAGGUUACAGUAAAGCAUCCUAAGGGGGGGAAAGAAUCAAGGAUAGAUGUCUUGGUUAUGGAGAAUCUUCUGUUUGGGAGGAAUGUGAAACGACUUUAUGAUCUCAAAGGAUCUUCCAGGUCUCGCUAUAAUUCGGACUCUACUGGGAGCAACAAAGUUCUGCUGGACCAGAACUUGAUUGAAUCAAUACCAACUUCUCCCAUUUUUGUGGGAAAUAAGGCAAAACGGUUGCUAGAGAGAGCUGUCUGGAAUGAUACUUCUUUUCUUGCUUCGGUCGGCGUAAUGGACUAUUCAUUACUUCUUGGGAUGGAUGAAGAGAAGCAUGAGUUGGUGAUUGGAAUCAUUGAUUACAUGAGGCAGUAUACAUGGGACAAGCAUUUGGAAACGUGGGUAAAAGCUGCUGGCAUCCUUGGAGGCCCCAAGAAUGCAGCUCCAACGGUAAUAUCACCCAAGCAAUACAAGAAAAGGUUCAGGAAAGCAAUGAGCAGUUAUUUUUACAUGCUUCCGGAUCAGUGGUCUCUUCCACCUAAAUCCCAGUCUGAUUUAUUUGAAGAGAACACACCGUCUACUUCAGUUGAAUAAUUCUU